GAAACAGAAAACAAAAAAAAAAAAAAAAAAAAAGAAAAAGAAAAGCAUAAGGCUUUCAUUGUGAUGAUUCUCGUAUUGUCGGCGUCGUCCAAAACAUGCCAUCAUUGCUGCUCUUUAACGCUUUUUUUCCCCCCUUUCCCUUAAAACCAUUUUUAACACACAAAUGAAUCAAGAGAGAAAAAAAAGGACAAAUAUUUACUCAGAAUUUAAAUAUCAUAUGUAUGUAGAGAGAUUUAAUUGAGCUUAAACUUUCUCUCCCCCAAUAUAUCCAAUGGCUCCGCCAAUAAAUUCACCGGAACCUUUACCGGCCGAUGCAGCGAUCAAUUUCCGAGCGCCCCCGCCGUCUCCGAUCCACUCCGGUCGGAAAUCCUCCUUCACGAACGACGACGUUCUGACGGAGUUUCUCGAGCACUCGCUCCGCGUCCCGGACCUGAUCUUGCCGGACAGGAUCUUUCCCAAACAGAGAUCCGUUGACGGCCCUCCAGUCAUCGACUUCCAAUCACUUGUUUUGGAAGAACAUGACGCCGUUUCGAAGAUUGCGGAGUCCGUGGCCGAUAUCGGAUGCUUUCAGGUGGCGAACCACGGAAUUUCGGCGGAAAUCGUUAGGUCGGUGCAGGCCGCCGCUGCCGCGGGGAUAUUUGCGGCGUCUCCGGAGAAAAAGGCGGCGGUGACGAGGUCGCCGGAGAUGGCAUACGGGUUUGAGGAAGGUCACGGCGAGGAGGGAGAGAGUGAGAGUGAAGAGUUCGUGUGGAGUAGGGACGAAGUUUUGAAGUCUGUAAUGGAGGGAAUUUGGCCACUUGGAUAUUCCAAUUUCUGCAAACAAAUGGAAGUCCUUUCGAGCACCAUUGAGAAGAUUGGCGAGAAAGUUCUCUCAGUUUUUCUGAAGACUCCUACAAGACAAUCCAUCAUUAUAAACGGAAAUGAUAAAAUACAUUGGCAAGGGCAUGAAACUGGAACGCUCUGUUGUCUUUACAAAAAUAGCAGUAAUGUCGGCAGUGAAUGUGAUGGUGGUUCUGAGUCUCUGAGACAUGAGGUUAUUAGAAUUCUUAUAAGGAGAAACGACCACUCUCACGCCCUUUGCCUGCAUUUCUGCUGUGGCUCAUCAGAGUUUCAUGUUUACUCCAAAAAAGGAUGGGUUUCUUUCACCCCGCACAAAGAUGCUUUGGUAAUCACAAUUGGAGAUCAAAUACAGACAUGGAGUGGUGGACUCUACAAACAUGUGAUAGGGAGGCCAAUAUUUAAAGACGAUAAAGAAGACUGCAUUUCGAUGGCUUUCCUUUACUCUCCACCAAGCAUUACUUCAAAACCCAAACCAACCACAAUGGACAAGACCAUUUCUCUCAAUCAACAAGUCAUAUUGGCUAUAGCUUUAACUCUUGUUUAUCAAUUUUUAGUUUACAUUUACCAAAAAUUUUGAUAAA
Molecule: messenger RNA, 1421 nt
Organism: Morus notabilis
Lineage: Eukaryota; Viridiplantae; Streptophyta; Magnoliopsida; Rosales; Moraceae
Product: 1-aminocyclopropane-1-carboxylate oxidase
Exons: 3
Coding region: 272-1417 (381 amino acids)
Source: RefSeq, a predicted model, not a curated record